UUUCGUUCCUUUCUAUAAAACCUAAUCCAACCCUUUCUCUAACCUUUGCGUUGCAAUAAUAAAUAAGUACACUCCCGAUUUUCCCUCCCUUAUCACAACCCAAUCUUUUCGCACAACCAUUCAUUUUUUUCCCUUUCAUUCCUUUUCUCCGUUUCUCAUAACACAGAUCUAGGGUUUCCUUCUCCUUCAAUCACCAUUUUUUGGACGAAAAGAAUAUAGGGCUUUUGCAAACCACUCCAAUGUUUUCCGAAUUUUUAUGACACACAAUUCCCCCAUGCGUCGAUUUCGUCUGCUGCACUCUUUCUCCGUCGUGUUUCUCUACUGGUUCUACGUUUUCUCAUGAACUUCCUCUGAAUCGCUUAAUCUUCAAAUCUUUCUUCAUUAUAAUUCUAUUAAAUAAUUAGAUCUACAGUUCCUAUUUCCGCUUGAUUUCCUUUUGUUUAAUUCUGCUGUAAAAUCAAAUAAAAUCGAAAUAAUAAGAGGAGAUAUGGCUUCGGUUAAACGUCCGGCGAGUUCAGGAUCCGACGGCGGAGGAGAUCUACAAAAUGGAACGAUCGACGAGAGGAAAAGGAAGAGGAUGAUUUCGAAUCGCGAAUCGGCGAGACGAUCGAGGAUGAGGAAGCAGAAACAGUUGGAGGAUCUGAGCGACGAAGUGAACAAAUUACGAAUCGAGAACAAUAAACUGUUGGAGGACAUUAAGAUUAAGGAGGAAGCGUGCAUUGAAAACGAAGCCACUAACGGCGUUCUCAGAGCUCAAACUAUGGAAUUAACGGAUCGAUUGCGAUUUCUUAACUCGAUGCUUAAAUUCGCUGAAGAAGUAAGUGGAUUAUCCGUUGAGAUACCUGAGAUUCCAGAUCCUCUUCUCAAACCGUGGCAGAUUCCUCACCCUACACAAGCGAUUAUGGCGUCGGCAGAUAUGUUCCUGCAUUGAUUGAACGCCUUUCUUUGUGAUUUUACUGUUGAGUCCUUUCUCUCUCUCUCUCUCUCUCUCUCUCUCUCUCUCUCUAGUUUAAGUGUUAUGUUACCAUUUGUGAUUAAUAACAAUGGUUGACUGUUAAUGGUUCUUAUUUAAUUUCUUGUUGAUGUAUUCAUGGUUUUGAUAAUGGAAUAUCUGGCAUUGUACAUUUUGUAACCAUUUUUAAUGUUUCAGCGUAUGUGUAUCGUUUAUAAAA
Cicer arietinum (chickpea) is the source of this 1172-nucleotide messenger RNA. RefSeq names its product bZIP transcription factor 53. Gene Ontology annotation, cellular component: nucleus. Gene Ontology annotation, biological process: positive regulation of DNA-templated transcription. The record is from RefSeq and is a predicted model, not a curated record. NCBI's taxonomy places the organism in Eukaryota, Viridiplantae, Streptophyta, Magnoliopsida, Fabales, Fabaceae. Gene Ontology annotation, molecular function: DNA-binding transcription factor activity; transcription cis-regulatory region binding.